AUGGCCGACAACGAAGAUGGAUUAAUUGAUAUAGUAUUUAGAGUAGGGGGUGCUUUUGUUACUAAACAAGUGUCAAAAUCAAAGCAUUUGCUUUGUUGGUGUGGUGGGCUAUGUUAUUGGAGGAGGGAUGUGGUAGUGGAUAAGAUAGAUUUGCAUUAUUUGAGGGUAGCUGCUGUGCAUGGGUUUGUGAACUUUAAUGUCCAUGUCCCACCUAACUACAGACUUUGGUAUAAAGAAAGAGGUAGGACCUUUAACACAGGGAGAAGGGAGUUAGUAAAUGAAGAGGAAGUGAAGGGGCUGCUGGAGACAGUGAAUGGGGAAGGGUAUGUUGAAGUAUUUGUGACUGCUAAUGAAACAUUAAGGCCCAUACAUGAGAUCCAGGCCCAGUCCACUCCAGUAAAGGCUGAGAGAAAGGGGAAGAAAAGUUCAGGUAAGCCUGUUGUAGUUAGGAAGAGCCCAAGAAUUGACAAAAAUGAGCCUAAGGUGAGGGAGGGUGAAGAAUCUCCUAAACCUAGAUCUAGACAGGGGAUAGAAAGGGUUGAAGGGGUUUCUGCUGAGAUUAAGGGGGUUCCUGGUAAAGGGAAGUUGUUGAGUAAGGGGAAACAAAAGGGUAAAGAUAAGCUUGAAAGGGGUUCUGGCAGCAAAGGAUUGAUUUUUGAGGAUAGUAGUGAGGGCAGUGAGACUGGGAGGGAAGAUGAUUUUUCUUCAAGUGAUGGGAGUGAGAUUGACAUAACUUGGGAGCCUGGAGAGGAGGAGUAUGACAGUGGGGAUGAGAGGUGGUUUGUGCAGAAUUCUGAAGAAAUUUUAGCUAAGGUAACAAGAAGUCUUGGGAAGCAGUUUGAUGUACAUGAUGAGGGGGUUUCCAAGGAUCCAAAGGCAAGGUUGACAGAUAACUUGGAUGUGAAUGAGGUACAACUACAAGAAGAAAUUGAGGGAGAAUCAGAUGACCUAAGGAGCUUGGAUGGUUCAUCUGAUGAAGAGGACAAAAGUCCAUGGUUUAAUGACAAAUCUGACUUCUCAAAGCCUGUUGUACUUGUUCAUAGGCUUAGGUUUAGCAAUGCUACAGUGUUGAGGAAAGCUUUAAGAGUGCAUGCCAUACAGAAUAGGUAUGAGUACUAUUUUUUACACAAUGAUAGUACUAGGAUUACUAUUCAGUGUAGGAAUAGGUGUGGGUGCAAGUUUGACACAAAGACAAGUAGGAUGCCUUUGUGUAUAUGCAGGGGUGGAGUGAAGUGUAGUUUCAAGAUCCAUGCUACUAAGUUAAAAAGACAACAGACUUGGCAAAUAAAAACCAUGAAGUUGGAGCAUAAAUGUGUGAGAAGCAGGGAGAACAAGAAGGUCACAGCAGAGUUCAUUGCUGAGAGGUAUCUUGAGGAUUUCAGAACUAACCCAUCAUGGAAGGUUAAGCAAAUCAAGGAUAGGGUGCUUCAUGACUUGGGGGUAGAAGUGACCUACUACAGGGCUUGGAUGGCAAGAUGUAGAGCUAAGUUGAUCAUUUUUGGUUCAGCAAGAGAGCAAUAUGCUAGGGUAUGGGAUUAUGGGAAGGAUGUAAUGAAAUACAACCCUGGGUCUGGUUGUAAUGUUGUGAUUGAUGGCAUUGAAAAGCCUGAGCCUCCCUUGUUUAUGAGGAUGUUUAUUUGUUUAAGGCCUUUGAAGGAUGGGUUCUUGAAGGGUUGUAGGCCAAUUAUAGGGGUGGAUGGCUGCCACUUGAAAGGAGGUUAUCCAGGCCAUAUUUUAGUUGCAGUCUCCAAGGAUGGGAACAACAGCAUUUACCCCAUUGCUUGGGCAACUUGUGAGGUUGAAAAUAGGGAGACUUGGGUCUGGUUUCUGGAAUCCUUGAUGCAAUGCAUUGGAAGUGCAGAUGGGGCAGGCUUCACCUUCAUGUCAGACAGGCAGAAGGGACUGGUUGAAGCUCUGUCUGAAGUUGUGCCUAAUGCAGAGACUAGGUUCUGUGUUAGGCACAUUUGGGCAAAUUUUAAGUUGAAGUUCACUGGAUCAGUUUUCAAAGAGCUCUUUUGGAGUGCUACAAGAGCAACAACAUUUGUUGAGUUUCAGAUAGCCACGCAACAGAUUAGGGAGCUUGAUGAGGAUGCUUACAAUUAUUUGGAGAACAUCCCCACUCAUCACUGGUGCAGACAUGCAUUCAGUGACAGUUGCAGAUGCAAGAGACAAACCUAUCCUCACCCAAAUGGAAUGGAUGAGGAGGUACAUGAUGAGGAGAAUAAUGAGAAGUGGGAGGACUCCAAGGAAAUCACAACCAACAUCACUCCAUAUGUGCAUAAGCUAUUUCAGAGGAUGAGCUAUGUGGCUAGGAAUUGCAUAAUUGAAGCUGCCAGGGAUGACACUUAUGAAGUGCAGCUGAAUGAUGACCAGGUUCUAGUUGACUUGCCAAAUUGGUCUUGUUCCUGCAAUCACUGGCAAUUAACAGGCAUCCCAUGUAUUCAUGCAUUUGCAUGCAUAAUGGAUCAGAGGGUUGAUGCUGAGCAGUUUGUCCACCCCUAUUACACUAUGGACACUUACAGAGCAGCAUAUGAGCCUGCAAUUCAACCUAUGCCAGGCCCAAAGCAUUGGGAGAGAGUGAACAUGAGAGAGCCUCAUCCACCAGCAUUCAAACAGCAGCCUGGAAGACCUAAACAGAAGAAGAGGAAGCUGGAACCUGGGGAGGGAACAUCUGCAACAGGAGGGGAGCAGGGAAGAAAGAGGAGGAAAAGUCAGUGUAGGAUUUGUGGUGGAUUUGGCCACUAUCCCAAGACUUGCAAGGGUCCACAUGAACCUGAACCAACUGAGCAGAGAACUGCAGGAAGGCCUCCUUUAAAUUCACCUUGGGUAGUUGAGCAAAGGAAGAAGAGGGAGAUCAAAGCUGCUAAGAAGAGUGCAAUAGGGGUUGGUCCAAACAGCAUUGGGAAUAGGACUUUUCCCCAAGAGCAACCUGGCUGUGAACCAUUGAGUAAGAGGAAAGGUUCACACAGUCAACAAGGGCAGCCACAAGCCAAGCAUCACACCACCCCCUCUUCCAGCCAACCUGAACCCAAUGCUACUGGAGUGCAGACAAGGAGGGCUAAGCUGCUGACUUCCAGACAAGGAGGGCUGACACAAUGA
Chenopodium quinoa (quinoa) is the source of this 3099-nucleotide messenger RNA. RefSeq lists its product as uncharacterized. The transcript is spliced from 6 exons. The record is from RefSeq and is a predicted model, not a curated record. The coding region runs from base 1 to 3099 and encodes 1032 amino acids. Gene Ontology annotation, molecular function: zinc ion binding; DNA binding; transposase activity. Lineage: Eukaryota; Viridiplantae; Streptophyta; Magnoliopsida; Caryophyllales; Amaranthaceae. Gene Ontology annotation, biological process: DNA transposition.